This is a messenger RNA of Oryzias melastigma (Indian medaka), 3980 nucleotides long. RefSeq names its product mutS homolog 3 (E. coli) (gene msh3). Lineage: Eukaryota; Metazoa; Chordata; Actinopteri; Beloniformes; Adrianichthyidae. Gene Ontology annotation, biological process: mitotic recombination; mismatch repair; somatic recombination of immunoglobulin gene segments. Bases 489 to 3749 code for a protein of 1086 amino acids. Gene Ontology annotation, cellular component: nucleus. The record is from RefSeq and is a predicted model, not a curated record. The transcript has 24 exons. Gene Ontology annotation, molecular function: ATP-dependent DNA damage sensor activity; mismatched DNA binding; ATP binding.
AUUAUAUUUAGCCUCUAUAGAAAAAUUAAAACUAUGUAAUAAGAAAUUAACAAAUACAAUUAGAUUAUUAAAACUUUUUUAGAUUUAUUGCUUCUGAUUGAGCUGACCCGGUACUCGUUUUCUUUUUUUUCCUUUGUUGAUUAUAUAUGUUUUACAUUAUACAUUUUUUUGCGUGUUUUUGAAUUGUAAUUGAGUAUUGUAUUGGAUAUUGUAUUGACAACAACAAUAAUAGUAAUAAUAAAAAAAAAAAACAAACACACAGCCAUAGACUGUAUAUAAAAUAAUUAUAUUAUAAUUAUUUUUACAGUCUAUGCACACAGCUGAUACAUGUGACUGUCGCAUGUCUAUCACGUCACCACACGCGCCACUUUGUUUUGAAAGAAAGCCGGGCAGAGGUUGAGCUAAUUCAUUUUACGCUAGUCUUUAAUCAGGACACCGAUGUCUUGUAACGUUUUCAUGAUGACAUUGCCAUAAAUUUAAACGAAAUUAUGCCGAAAGUAAAGAAGUCCAGCUCUGUUCAGACCUCCAUUAGCAGAUAUUUUGGAGGAAAAAGCAACAGCUUUCAACUUCUUGGAGGAGAUCAGAAACUUCUCUCUGUCGAAGAACUGCCGGCAAAACGAGCAAGGCUUUCUCAGCAGGAAGAACUGGACUGUGAGCCUCCAUGUUCUCAGAAAGAGCCAAAAGUCACUACCCAUAGACGUGGAGGCACCUUAUGUUCAUCCACAUUAGAAAAGCUAAAAGGCUUCACCUCUGUGGCCAAACACAGCAUCAACAAUAGUAACACCCAUGAAGACACAGAGGAAAAUACCCCUAGCAGUAACAUCAGUCAAAGGCAAGGAGGUAUGCCUCCACGUGAAGCCUCUGAUCAACUCAAGUUCACUAAAGUAUUGCAAAAACCACAGGAGUGUGAGGAUGAAGAAAGAAAAGAAGAUGCACCUGAUCAGAGAUCUUGCCUGUCUCCGUUUGCAAAGUCAGGAGGAGCAAAAGGAGAGAAGGGUGCAGAGUUGGGUUCCCGCUCAUCUUCCAGUGCCCCUUCAAAAUGCUCAAAGAGUUCUUACACUCCACUAGAGCAGCAGGUCGUCCAACUCAAACAGCAGCAUAAAGAUGCUUUGCUGGCUGUAGAGUGUGGUUACAAGUAUAGGUUUUUUGGAGACGAUGCUGAGAUUGCAGCAAAGGAGCUGAAUAUCACCUGUCACCUGGAUCAUAACUUCAUGACCUGCAGCAUCCCAACACACCGACUGUUUGUUCACGUCAGACGGCUGGUGUCUCAUGGACACAAGGUUGGAGUGGUUAAACAGACCGAGACAGCUGCGAUUAAAGCCUCAGGGGCGAAUAGAAAUGCCCUGUUUACCCGUCAGCUCAGUGCUUUGUACACAAAGUCCACUCUGGUUGGAGAAGACGUGAACCAGAUCUGCAGUCUGGAGGAUGUUGAGGAGGGGGGCCACGGGGAUAUCAUGGUAGACCCCCCUGACGGCUUUCUGCUAUGCAUCAGUGAGAACUGGGACAAGCUGAAGAAGCAGCUGACUGUGGGCUUGGUGGCGGUUCAGCCCAGCACUGGAGACGUCUUUCUGGAUUGUUUUCCUGACGGCUCGUCUCGCUCUGAACUGGAGAGCCGUAUCUUAAAGGUCAACCCUGUGGAGAUUCUGGUGCCCUCUGACCUCUCAGAAGAGACUCGGCGGCUGCUGCUCAGCGUCACUAAUGCCAGUUUCCAGGCUGACGACAGAGCGAGAGUUGAAAGGAGGGACAGCGCCCAGUUUGAGUACACCUCUGCAAUAAACACCGUCACCCAAUUCUACUGCCGACCCCAGAAGGAAGACUCGCGCUCUCUGGGGAGGGUGGCGUCCUUCGAGAGCCCGGUGAUCUGCUGUCUGGGGCCGCUCAUCCAGUACCUCCAAGAAUUCAACUUGGAAAGAGUUCUUAGAAGUGAAAGUUCAUUUCAGCGGCUGUCCUGCGAGUCAGAGGCGAUGAUCCUCAACGCUGCCACUCUCAGGAACCUGGAAAUACUAAACAAUCAGACAGACAGAGGUGUGAGGGGAAGCUUGCUCUGGGUGUUGGACCACAGCCGCACUCCUUUUGGAAAGCGACUCAUGAGAAAAUGGGUGAGCCAGCCGCUCACAGACCUCCAGCGUAUCUGUGAAAGGCAGGAUGCUGUGCAGGAAAUCAUGGAGUCAGACUCACUCGUUCUAAACUCUGUGAAAUCUUUGCUGUCACGUCUGCCUGACUUGGAAAGAGGCAUCUGCAGCAUUUACCACAAAAAGUCUUCCACUCAGGAGUUUUUCCUCAUAAGUAGCCAUCUUUCCCGCUUGGGGUUGGAACUGCAGUCUCGGGUUCCGGCCAUGCAGUCUCAAAUCCGUUCUGUGCUGCUCCGGAGUCUUUUAUUGGACACCCCAGACCUGCUGGCGCCGGCCCACGGCUUCCUUAAAGUUCUCAAUGAAAAAGCAGCAAGGUCCGGGAACAAGACGGAGCUGUUCUCAGAUCUGACGGGAUUCCCGGUGCUGCAGGAAAGAACAAAACAGAUCCAGUCUGUCCUAAGUGAGAUCCAGGAGCACCUCAAAGACAUCCGGAGGGUCCUGAAGGCCCCCGCGCUCAACUACACCGCAGUCUCCGGACAGGAGUUUCUGAUUGAAGUGAAGAACUCAUUGUCAUCCACUGUUCCAUCCGAUUGGGUCAAAAUCAGCAGCACAAAAGCGGUUGGCAGGUAUCACUCUCCACUUCUCAUAGAACGCUACAAGAAAGUGCAGCAGCUCAGAGAGCAGCUGCUGCUGGACUGCCAGAGGGAGUGGACUGAUUUUCUGGAUCAAUUUGGGGAGCAUUACCACACCAUGAAAAGGGCUAUUAGUCACCUAGCAACCAUGGACUGUCUCUUCUCAUUGGCUGAGGUCGCUCAACAAGGAGACUAUUGCAGACCGAAAGUGUGUGCGGAUCAGCGACAGAUAAUGAUCAGGGAUGGCAGGCAUCCAGCCAUAGACCUACUGAUGGGAGAGCAAAACCAGUUUGUUCCUAACCACACCGACCUGCAGGGCGAUACCAAGAGAACGAUGAUAAUCACCGGGCCUAACAUGGGGGGCAAGAGCUCCUAUAUCCGACAGGUUGCACUGAUCUGCAUCAUGGCUCAGAUAGGCUCCUACGUCCCGGCCUCUGAGGCUCGUUUGGGCUUGCUUGAUGGUAUUUACACCCGGAUGGGAGCUUCAGAUAACAUCUACAAAGGGCGCAGCACAUUCAUGGAGGAGCUCACAGAGGCUUCGGAGAUCAUUUGCCGUGCGUCGGAGCGCUCUUUGGUCAUCCUGGAUGAACUGGGACGAGGGACAAGCACUCAUGAUGGAAUCGCCAUCGCUUAUGCCACUCUUGAGUACUUCAUCAAACAUGUGAAAUCCUUCACCCUCUUUGUGACCCAUUAUCCUCCUCUGUGUGAGCUGGAGCGCACGUAUCCUGAUCAUGUGUCCAACUACCACAUGGCUUUCCUGCUCAAUGAGACGUGCAUCUCUUCUGAUACCAGCGAUAGUGACGUUCAGCCCGAGUUCAUCACUUUCCUCUACAAACUGACGGAAGGAGCUGCAGGGCAAAGCUACGGCCUGAACGUCGCCAAGCUCGCUGGCGUUCCAGAUCCCAUUCUGUGCACCGCUGCUCGCAAAGCCCAAGAACUGGAGAGCGUCGUCGAGGCCAGAAGGAGAUCUAAAAAACUACUCACUGAUAUGUGGAGCAUCACGGACAAACCAUCCCUCAUGCAAUGGCUGCAGUCAAACUCUUGACCUCACUGCAGCGGAAAUCUCAUCAUGUCUCAAAAGAAAAGGAACGCUUUCAGUGAGCGAGCGGGCUCAGAAAACAACGUUUAGAAAAGGAAUUUUGGACUGUUUUGAUAAACCUAAUUAUUUCAGGUUCUGAUGAUCAAAUGACACCGAAUCAGUGAAACGAGCUGAUUAUGUGAACCCACAAAGCUGUAGAUGAUGUUUAACAAUUAAAGAAAACUCUCCCACCUGUCA